UGUGAAAAUUCAGGAAAAUAGUAAGGAAACCUAUGUAUAAACAUUAUUUGGUUUGGCUCGAUAAUAUUGCCAGUUAAAUGUUUUGGAUGUUACCAUGGAUGUCACAUUAAUUAAUUUUGAUGUCAUGUUAUUAGAACCACUUUUUGAUCCCAAUGAAUUCUGAAGUUCAGAUGCCACAAUGUUAAUAGUUCAGAAAUAUUUUGUGUGCAGUACAGUAUUCUUCUUUUUUUCAGGGGAACAUCCGUAUGUCACAGUUGAUGCUAAUGACAGUCUGGUGUACAAUUGUGAUGUAUGUUCAGCAACGUUCAAGGCCGCGUUGACAUUACGGAAACAUUUAAUGAACAAUCAUAAUUUUGAGCGUCCACUAAAAUGCAUGUACUGUGAAAAGAGGAGCUUAAAUUUUAAGAAAUUAAGUAACCAUGUUUUAAGGCAACAUAAGCCUUGCCAAAUGAAAUGUGAAAUCUGUUCUAAAGUUUUCUCUUUACAAUGUAAUCUGGAAGCCCAUAUUGUUAACAUACACAAGGGAGGAAAUAUUGCCCAGAAGAUCCCACAGAUAUGUCCAACGUGUGGAAAGGUUUACCAAUCGAAAAAAUCCCUCGCAUCGCAUGUACUGAUGGUACAUGAAGAUGGAAAGGUUAGGUUUAAACAGAAUCAGGCAGCAAAGCCACCUGGUGUGUGUUUGACGUGUGGAAAGAUGUUUAGCACUUUAAAAUCAUUGAGAAUUCAUGAGAAAAACCAUUCAACUAUCAGACCACAUGUGUGUCAACAAUGUGGCGUAUCAUAUGCUGUGAAAGAUCAACUUAAUAGGCACAUGAGUUCUCAUGAGAAACCAUUUGAAUGUGAUACAUGUGGGGCAAAGUUCAGUCGGAGAUAUAACCUUAAACAACAUGAAAAAGUACACUCUGGAGUGAAAGAAUAUGAGUGUAAGAUUUGUGGGAGACAGUUCACUCAGCUGGCUGCAUUGUGUGGACAUUCUAAGACAUGUGGGAAAGAAGAACUGGAAGUAAAAACUACUAAUUAUGGAUCUGACUAUAUAGCUUACAACUGAACACAUAUUUACAAAAGAAUUAAGAGCACAGUGAAACCUGUAGGUUAUAUCCGAACACCACUUUAUUCUGAACAUCACUCAAUGUCUACUCUUGCUCUCAAUUUUGUUACCUCCCAUAGACUCGCAUAUUGAAUAAAGCUUGAAAUGUGAACACCUGCUAAUCUGAACACUUUCAGUAAGUCCCAAUGGUGUUCAGAAUAGAAAGUAAGCGAGACAACUUAGUUCCCUGUUUUAAUUGUUCCUUUUUGGCUGCAUUCUAUAUAUCAUAUAUGAUAUAUAUAUGGUUCAGUUAACAUUGAACAUUCGGUCAUUGAACUUGAAAGUGUUCAUCUUAAAUAGUUGUUUCACAGACAAGUGUGUUUUACUUGACAGGUUUUACUGUAGAUAAUCUGCAAUUUUCCAUCCCUAUUCAGUUGAAUACCAAGCUACUAUACUUUAAUCAGUUUAUUUUAUAAAUGUACUUGAUAACAAUUU
Molecule: messenger RNA, 1522 nt
Organism: Owenia fusiformis
Lineage: Eukaryota; Metazoa; Annelida; Polychaeta; Sabellida; Oweniidae
Source: the annotation of a GenBank genome assembly